AGGUUAGGAUAGGUCAAGAUAGGUUACGAAAGGUUAGAAUAAGUAAGGUUCGCUUUGAUUAAAUGUCUAUUGAUUUUGACUGAAAUAAAAUAUGCGAACCAUAUAACUUAACGAACAACUUUAUCAUUGCAUUAGAAAAUAAAUAUUCGAAAAACUUAAUAUUUCAGGAAAACUUGGGUUGUUAGGGAAGUGUGGGGUGUUAGGCAGGACAUAUAUAUUACUGGCUGAAGUGAAGACUUCCUCGUUGGGGAGCCUUGCUUGCCUUAAGGACGACCACCUGAUGCUACGAAAGUUACAAUGGGUGUGUGUAACCUUUAUGCUUCAUGCGCUGACAAAAAGAUGUUGUUGAGCGUGGUCCAGAGAGUGGGCAGUGUGGCAGUCUGGCUCCAGUGUGGUCCCCAGUGACAGUCUGGCUCCAGUGUGGUCCCCAGUGACAGUCUGGCUCCAGUGUGGUCCCCAGUGACAGUCUGGCUCCAGUGUGGUCCCCAGUGACAGUCUGGCUCCAGUGUGGUCCCCAGUGACAGUCUGGCUCCAGUGUGGUCCCCAGUGACAGUCUGGCUCCAGUGUGGUCCCCAGUGACAGUCUGGCUCCAGUGUGGUCCCCAGUGACAGUCUGGCUCCAGUGUGGUCCCCAGUGACAGUCUGGCUCCAGUGUGGUCCCCAGUGACAGUCUGGCUCCAGUGUGGUCCCCAGUGACAGUCUGGCUCCAGUGUGGUCCCCAGUGACAGUCUGGCUCCAGUGUGGUCCCCAGUGACAGUCUGGCUCCAGUGUGGUCCCCAGUGACAGUCUGGCUCCAGUGUGGUCCCCAGUGACAGUCUGGCUCCAGUGUGGUCCCCAGUGACAGUCUGGCUCCAGUGUGGUCCCCAGUGACAGUCUGGCUCCAGUGUGGUCCCCAGUGACAGUCUGGCUCCAGUGUGGUCCCCAGUGACAGUCUGGCUCCAGUGUGGUCCCCAGUGACAGUCUGGCUCCAGUGUGGUCCCCAGUGACAGUCUGGCUCCAGUGUGGUCCCCAGUGACAGUCUGGCUCCAGUGUGGUCCCCAGUGAUAGUGACUCCGCGUCUCCGUACUAUAGAAUAACAGCAGUGUGGUAAUGGCUGGUCCUUCAUAGGGAUCUCGACUACUGAACAAGACGUGAACAUGUACCUGUGUGUCCUGGGCUACACCCACACAUCACCUGUGUACACCGGUGAGGCGAGGACAGUGCCACACAAAGCGUGCGUGAAACCAUUACAACUACGCCAGUGAUCAACAAUUAUCAAUAUAAAAAUAAAGCUUCAAAUAACUUAAAGUAAUGAUAAGAUAUUGUACCAAACAACCUUAGAAAACCCCACCCAGUCGUUCACAGAGGGUCGUUUAAACAUUGUAGCCAGUGAGUAUAGCGUGAGUCAUGACGAACCAGCGGGCAGACGGUGACACAAUAGACAACUUGAACAAAUCCUCACGCGAGUAAUCCCGAUGUUGCCCAAGUGUUACAAGCGUGAAGCCACUUAGGACCCGCAGAGAGGAAGUGUUGAAUAGACUGUUGACAAGGGUUCGACCCCAAACAAGAGUUCAGGUGACAAUGCGACGACAAAGUCAACCCGUCCUGAUCCUCGUGUUCGGCCUGGUCUUGGGUUUGCCCCAGGUCAUUGUUGAAGACCCGGAGUCAGCCAAGUCUACGGCCUUCAGCAGGCGAGGAUGGAGGAGGUAUGAUGGGCACCCCGGGCACGACCACACACCAGGAGGAGGAGAGGUCAGCAAGACCGGCAGUGACAGGUGGGAGAACGUCAUCGGCCGCUUCGCCUCCACCACACCCCACGCCAGGACCACUCCGUCGUACUUGGUGGUGGCGCCGACGGUGGCGCGGCCAGACUCCGUGUAUGGCGUGGUGGUGGGCGUGCUGGGAGAGGCGCGGGGACCCGUCACAGUACACGCCACGCUCACCCACCCAGAGACUUCACGCCACGUGGCCCAGGGACACGAUCUCCUCGCCCCGGGGGAGAUGAAGUCCAUCAUCAUGAAGAUUCCGAGCGGGAUUGGCGCGAAGGACGGGAGUGGUUUGCGCCUGCGCGUGGAGGGCCGCCUUGGUACCCAGCUGUUGUUUACAAACACCACCCACGUGGCCACCACCCCACGUCACCUCAUUGUCCUCGUCGAGACCUCCAGACCUGUCUACACUGGCGGCCAGACCAUUGAGAUGCGAGUGUUGCUGCUGCGGACGGACAUGACGCCUUACCAGGGUCCCGUCGAUGUUUACGUCCUGGACACUGACGGCUACGUCCUGCGGCGCUGGGUCUCCCGCUUCCCUAACACAGGUGUGGUGGAGCUGAGUCUGAAGACCCCGCCGCUGCCCAAACCCGGCUGGUGGAGGGUGAAGGUGGUCGCUGGAGGCCAGGUACACCUCCACCCCUUCCUUGUGACCAAGUACUUCAACAGCAGGUUCGAGGUGAUGGUGGAGAUGCCGUUCUUCACUCUGGCCAGCGAGGGGGCUGUAUCUGGCAAGUUCACAGCGCGGUUUCUCACCUACAAGCCCGUGUACGGACAGGCCAACAUCACCGUCUCCGUCAAGGACCACUGGGACCUCCCUGACACCGCCUUCAAGAAGCUUAUCACAGACACUGUACCAUUUGUGAGCGAAUGGCAGGAGUUCCGAUACCCGCUGGAGAAGCUACGGGUGAACACGACCUCUGAUCUGCUGCAGGCAGAGGUCAAGGUAGAGGUCACAGUAAAAAACACCUUCCUCGACGACACCUUUGUUGGCUACGCCAUAACCCGAAUAACGACCCCGGAGGUGAAGGUGCAGUUCGUGGGGUCUUCCCCCGUGGUCUUCAAGCCUGGCAUGCCUUUCUCCGGAGCGGUGAGUGUGAUGUACGAGGACCUGGAGCCCCUGAGUCAGGCCACACUACAGCAGGCGUCCCUCACCAUCCUGGCCUCCGUCACCCUCCCGUCUGGCGCCACCACCACCCUCCCAGAGAUCGCGGUGCGGCCGCAGGAGGCAGCGGGACUCCAGCCGCAGCUGCGGGAGGAGUGGUUCAACCGCAACUCCUCCCGUGCAGACAUGGCGCGUCUCCUCCACUCCUUCGCUCACCACACAGCCUUCGCCAGGUUCAGGAAGGAAGGCAUCCUGCAGUUCACGUUGGACAUACCGGAAGGAGCGGGGGAACUAGAGAUGAGAGCCGUGUACCGGGACGAGGCCGGUACAGCGUCAGCCAGCAUGCGGGGUGUCCCUGUACACUCCCCGAAGGCCCGGUACCUCCACCUCACCACCAGCACCGACCUCGCCACCGUCGGCGAUUUUGCCAUCUUCCAAGUCAGGGCCAACUUCCGGGUGGAUAAAUUCCAGUACCUGGUGGUGGCGAAGGGGACGGUGGUGCACUCUGCCACGGAGGAGGUGUGGUGGGCGGGCACGGAGGGCGUCACCACCCUGAGUGUGGCCGUGUCCAGAGAGAUGGCUCCUCGCUUCACCCUGGUGGUGGUGCACGUGGCCCCGGACGCUGAGGUGCUGGUCGACACCAUCCACGUCUCCGUCAGCCUGCACCACACCAUGAAGGUGGAGAUGGUGAUGAACCAGCAUAAGGACCACUCAAAGAGGACGGUUGAGGCGUCCAUGUGGGCGCCCCCUGGCACCCUGCUGGCCCUCUCCUGCGCCCGCACCCCCACCUGGCGCAAGCAGCAGAACAAUCGCCUCACCCACACCAGGCUCCUGAAGGCUACGCUGCAGAUGGAGCCCCACCCGAGGUCCGUGCACACGGUGGUGCGUGCGUCGCGGAGCGGGGCCUGGACGGAGCGGGUGGCGGCUCUCUCCGCCCACAACACUGGCGGGUGGAGCCUGGCUUCCCUACACCUGGCGGGCCUCACCAUCCUCACUGACGCCACCCUCGCCUCUCCACCACACACAGGAUGGUGCGACCACCAGCAGGGCUUCCUGGAGUGUGGCGACGGCUCCUGCUACCGCCAGACGGAGGUCUGUGACGGACGCCUCCACUGUGCCAACUCUGCCGACGAGCUCCACUGCCUGACCGUGUCCCGGGACCAAGAGCCAGCGCCCGACCACUUGUACCGUACACAAGAGGAGGUGGAUGCGGAGUACCGGCUGAAGCAGAGGAACUGGUGGAGGGACCUCUUCGACCAGCAGGAGGGCAGCUGGUGCCGCACUCACCGACACUUCGGACACAAGGGGUACGAGCAGGUGGCGCUGGCGGUGCCCAACUCUCCAGGGCAGUGGGUGGUGGAGGGGUUCGCUACCCACCUGCAACACGGCGUCUUCAUCCUGCCGGAGUAUGACUACGACACGACGCCGCCCCUCCUCAUGCGUCUCCAGGCCACCCCCGUCUGCCGCCGGGGGGAGCAGAUCUCUGUGCGGGUGCACCUGUACAACGCUGUGCGUCAGACGGUGAUGGUGAUGGUGGUGCUGCAGGGGAGUCCAGACUACCGCUUCGUCCACGUCGAGAAGGACGCCAUCGUCAGCCACUACAGCCCCAGGCUCUCCUCAGGCGACCACCACCACCUCAUCUCGGUGGGCGGCGAGGGGUUCACGGAGGUGAUGCUGCCGCUCGCCGUCACCAGACAGUCCGGCUCCUUCACCGUCACCGUCCACGCUCGCUCACAGGUCGCCUCCGACACCAGGACCGUCACAGUCACGGUACAGCCCGAGGGCAUCGAGGUGAGGAAACACACGUCCGUGCUGCUGGACCUCAAGAACCGAGCCACAGUGUACGAGUUUCUGGACCUGCCAGUGGACGAGAGUCCCAAGAUUACCCGCAGCAUCCUCAGGCGCUACGUCUAUGGCUCUCCCCGGGCCAGUCUGGCACUAUCAGGAGACGUGUUCGGCCCCACUGAGAGCAACAUGGUGGUCAACUUUGAGAAGGCGUUCAAGGGACGUUUCCUGAAAAGCAACGACGGUCUGGCCUUCAACCUGGGCACAACGGUGUGGACGCUCCACUACUUCCGCCUCACCAACCAGCUCGACAUGACCAAGGCUAAGGGCACCUUCGAGUUCCUCAACGUCCAACUUGCCGGCCUUCUCACCCGCUAUAAGAAAGGUGCCUUUAGGAUGUGGCACUUCUCCAAGCCGUCUGUGUGGAUGACGGCCUGGGUGGUGAACGUGCUGCUGGCGGCGCAGCUGGAGGACUGGGAGAACCUGCUGUACAUAGAACCCCGCCUCAUCAACACGGCCGUCGCCUUCCUGCUCGACCACCAGGCCUCCGACGGCAGCUUCCUCGAGACACCUCACUACAACGUCACUCUCGACCACAAGAUGAGCUUUAAGGUAACCCUCAACACCACAUACUCGAGGCUAACCUCUUAGGCUGUCA
Molecule: messenger RNA, 5292 nt
Organism: Procambarus clarkii (red swamp crayfish)
Lineage: Eukaryota; Metazoa; Arthropoda; Malacostraca; Decapoda; Cambaridae
Source: RefSeq, a predicted model, not a curated record